UUAUGACGCCCAUGUCCUCGCGAAAUCAAGUCUGAACCGCCUUCUUCCAGCCGCCUGUACACUAGAAGAUCUGGACAAUGAGGAUUGAAGACGGAUUUCAGCCUAUCCCGUACUCUGAGGAAAAUGUCUACCUAGAGGACCCUACCUUACCCUCACUGUUGCGUCGCCUGCUCCCCAACAGCGUGCUCAGAGACGUUCAACCUGACUUGGAACGUCUCGGAAAGGAAGUCCUCACAGUAAUUCGUCCACUCGCCGACAGUGCGGCAGUCUCCAACCCCACCCUCACCCAAUACGACCAAUGGGGCCGUCGAAUCGACAACCUGGAGACCAGCGAAGGCUGGCGCAAGCUCAAAGCGAUCGCACAGCAGGAAGGCUUACCGGGCAUCUUCUACGAACGCACGUACGGGGAGCAUAGUCGUAUCUAUGGCUUCGCGAAGAUGCUGUUGAUGGUCGGGGACACCCAGGAGGUGUUCUGUCCUCUCAGCAUGACAGAUGGGACUGCCAGAGUAAUCGAGCUGAUUGGAAACCCGGCGUUGAAGAGGGACGUUUUGCCCCGGUUAAUCAGCCGCGACCCAUCGCAAGCGUUCACCGCAGGGCAGUGGAUGACCGAGCGUCCUGGAGGAUCAGAUGUUUCCCUGACCGAAACCACUGCAACAGAUCUCUCCCAGACUCAUUCUUACGGACCCAAAUACUCGUUGAAUGGCAUUAAAUGGUUCUCCAGUGCAACCGAUAGCGAGGUAUCGGUCGCCCUCGCGCGGACUGGGUCUAUCUCUGCUGGGUCUAGAGGCCUUUCACUCUUCCUCAUCCCACUCCGCCUUCCCCUCUUCCCGGCGCCUAGUGACUCCAAACCAUCCUCAACCUCCAACAACAUAUUUAUUCACCGACUGAAGAACAAGAUAGGAACUCACGUCCUCCCAACCGCCGAACUCAGCUUGCAGAACACCGAAGGGUACUUGAUCAGUCCUCUGAACCAGGGCGUCAAACACAUCACGCCCGUCCUCAACAUUACACGCCUCUGGUCCGCCAUAACCUCCGUAGGCCACCUCCGCAAGUGCCUGUCCAUUGCUACUUCCUACGCGCGUGUCCGGGCUAUCAAAUCCGGAACCCAGCUCCUCCAAGAUAACCCUCUCCAUGUUGCUCAACUGGCUCAAAUCAACCUCUUGUACCGUGCCUUGACGCAUAUGUGCUUUAGUGUGGCAGGGCUGAUGGGUAAGGUCGAGUGUGGGGUCGCGAGUGGGGAGGAGGCGAAGAGGUUGAGGAUGCUGACACCGGUUGUGAAGGCCUUUUGUGCUGAGAAGGCCAGUGUGGGCAUGGAGGAGGCAAUGUCUGCCCUUGGAGGCGCCGGCUACAUGGAGGAGAAUGGAAUCGGGAGAGCUAUCAGGGAUGGGUUGGUUGAGAAGAUUUGGGAAGGUACGGUUGUCGUCCUCGCACUGGACCUGGCGAGGUCCGCGUUGGAUCCCUCCACCUUGAAAGCAUUCACAUCCUGGGCAGAGACAAUCAUCGAUUCCAUUCCCUCCUCUGUCCAGCCUCGACUGAACGAUGCGACUGGAUUGUUACGAGAAGCGUUGGCCACGCUUCCAAAGGUCUAUUCGACCCCCAUGCAUCCUUUAGCUGCCCGCCCCGGCCUUAUGGUUGUCGGCUACAUCGCAUCUAGCAUAUCCCUUUUGGAGCAUGCACUCUGGGCUUUGAACAUCGGAGAGCCGACUCAUGAUGUCGACAUCGAGGUUGCCAGGCGUUGGGUUCUUGAUGCUGGAUUUAACGGGGCUUUGGAAGACCUGAAGAAGGCACUCAGUGCAGGGGAAGACCAGAUCAAGUUGAACAAGGAGAUUGUGUUCGGUACCGUAUCGAAUAGUGUAAGGACUAAGCUGUAG
Messenger RNA from Coprinopsis cinerea okayama7#130, 1871 nucleotides. Its product is annotated as acyl-CoA dehydrogenase domain-containing protein. Lineage: Eukaryota; Fungi; Basidiomycota; Agaricomycetes; Agaricales; Psathyrellaceae. The transcript has 8 exons. Bases 78 to 1871 code for a protein of 597 amino acids. Gene Ontology annotation, molecular function: oxidoreductase activity, acting on the CH-CH group of donors. The record is from RefSeq and is a predicted model, not a curated record.